CAUUUUGAGAGAUCGUUAGAAGGAAACCAACAGUACAACCAGAAGGACGGUAACAUCUAGGUACGGCAGCGGCGUGUCUAACAUCUUAACAUCACCACCAUGGCUGACCCGGAAAAACAGCCCGAACAACCCGCGGCUGUGCAAAAAAAAACAAUCAUUGCUACCAAAGUCACCGGGACCGUAAAAUGGUUCAACGUGAAGAGUGGUUACGGGUUCAUCAACAGAAAUGACACCAAGGAGGAUGUAUUUGUCCAUCAGUCGGCAAUUGUUAAAAACAACCCGAAAAAGGUCGUACGUAGUGUGGGUGAUGGAGAAGUCGUCGAAUUCGACGUGGUGAUUGGCGAGAAAGGGAAUGAGGCGGCUAAUGUCACUGGACCCGAAGGGGAAGCAGUUAAGGGAUCGCCCUACGCCGCUGACAAACGCCGUGGAUAUCGCCAAUGGUUCUAUCCAAGACGCGCGAACGCCAGACCUCAACGAAGACCACGUGAAGGACAAGAAGGUCAAGCGUCUGGUGAUGGCAAACAGGAAGGAGAAGCUAGCGCUGGUGAAGGUGGACCACAAGUGCGUCGUUAUCGACCACGACGUCAUUACGAUGGAUAUUAUCGAGGAGGACGUCGUUCAGGUCCACCUCAACAACAAGGUGAAAAUGGGACAGAAGGCGGUGAGCAAGGAGGUGAGGGAACUGGAGACGUGGCACCACGAGGUGGAGGACGCGGACGAGGUGGUCCAUCUCGUCGCUUUUUCCGUCGUAAUUUCCGCGGUGGCAGGGGUGGCGGUCCUUCUAGACGUCCACGUAGCCAAGAUGGACAGUUGGAGAAAAAGUCGGAUGCUUCUAAAGAUGCACCAACCAAUAAUUCCGCUCUUCAGGAGAGCCAACCUCUACAGAAUACCACUACUGAAAGCACCGCUUAACCAUCAAUUGGUACCAUUACGAUGUAAACACUCUUUUAUAACACCAAAUACCCGUUAUACACCGUAACAACAGCAAAACAUCAGCAGCGUAAUAUCUGCAACAACAGCAGCAACAGCAACAAAGCAGCAACAACAAAUUCUAUAACAAUUAUUAAAAAAUCAAAAAAAAAAAAAUGAAGAAGAAAAAGAUGAAAGGAAUAAAAGAAAGGAAAUGAAGUACCAGCAAACGCUACUUCACACUCUCCCCACGAAAGUUAAUCAAAAUUGUGCGGCAUGUCAACACAUUUGAAGGUUUAACGGACAGUGGUGAAAAUCGGAACAAAAGUUAUUGCGAUAGAGAAAACCCUACUGAUGGUUUUUGUGAAAUGCUUUAUCUUUCCUUUUUUUACGUUUAAAUAACCUAAUAACGCUAAGUAACCACCUUGGAAAAUAAUCUAUCAAGGCUCAACUCAAGGUUCUGUUUAUCACGAUCCAAUUAAAUAUAUUUGUUUACUUGUGAAAGAAAAGCCAAUAAUGAAUGAAUGAAGACGUUAUGAUUUUUUUUUUUUUUUUGCUGGUCUCAUAUCAAAAAAUAAAAUCGUCACGUGUAAAUUAUUGUUGAUCGAGGAAACAACUAAAGUUGAAAGAUAGAAGUAAAUGUGUUUCAAUAAUGAAAAUGUUGGAGAGGCAAAUUAAUUUUGAAAUGAAAUAGGCGAACAUCUUGAAAAUGUAGUAGGUAAAAAUGAAAAUUCUUAUUAAUUCAAAAUUGUUUUUCACCCAUGUAUUUCUUAAUAUGUUAUUUAUGAAAAAUGUUUGAUUAGAAUUCCAUCGAAAAGUUGUGUAUUUCUACUUUAUAUAAUUAUUUUAUUUUCUCUCAUAUUAUCAAAAUUGAUAUAAUUGAAUUAAUAUUUAGGCUUUUAAUACGCAUAUUUUUUUUUGUGAAUUUAUCGAAUUUUACACAAUAGUGUGCUCUUAAUUAUUUAUACAAAAUUGAAUUUAAAAUUCUUGAGAUAAUUUUUUGUCGUCACAAUGAAAUAAUCUGUUUUGUACGACAAUAUUGAGUCCUUCGAUUUUUUUCUAAUAAGA
Messenger RNA from Leptopilina heterotoma, 1977 nucleotides. It is a transcript of the gene yps, whose product is annotated as Y-box-binding protein 1. The transcript is spliced from 7 exons. Gene Ontology annotation, cellular component: nucleus. The record is from RefSeq and is a predicted model, not a curated record. Gene Ontology annotation, molecular function: nucleic acid binding. Lineage: Eukaryota; Metazoa; Arthropoda; Insecta; Hymenoptera; Figitidae. Gene Ontology annotation, biological process: regulation of gene expression. The coding region runs from base 100 to 912 and encodes 270 amino acids.